Molecule: messenger RNA, 852 nt
Organism: Drosophila biarmipes
Lineage: Eukaryota; Metazoa; Arthropoda; Insecta; Diptera; Drosophilidae
Exons: 1
Coding region: 408-824 (138 amino acids)
Source: RefSeq, a predicted model, not a curated record
GUGCCGGGGUUUGCGAAUACUUUCCCCAUCGCUGCUGGAGAGGAUCGGCGUGGAACAGACCAGGGCGCACGCCAAGACCAGCAGGUAGACCGUUUGCCACAACAUGAUGGGGUUAACUGUUUGGUGUGCCCCACUCCCAGCUGCUUAUUUAUGCAAAUUAAUUAGUGGCCACUGUUUGCACUUCCAAUUGGCGCAUUUGGGCGCCCAACUAAAAAACCCCAAAGCCUCUAAAGCCCCAUCACUGUUUUUCGGCUGUUCUAGUAGGGGAAUCAUGGUUUUGCCCACUGGUUAGUAGUUCACACCUCAUCAUCGUCAUCGCUUGUGGCCCGAAGGUCGCUGGCCUGGGCAUAAAAAACCAGGUGAUUUCGGCUAAGGUAACUCAAAUCUUCAUUGGACACUCAGCCAAGAUGAGGUGCGAUCUGCGAGUGCAAUUUUUGCUGUUACUGGGAAUUAGCGCUUGCCGCUGGACUGGAGCCCAUUCCCUGGGAGGAGGUGCCAUCGGAGCUGUUGGAGGAGUGGGAGCCAUUGGCGGUGUAGGAGCCCUGGGAGGAGUUCAGCAAGUGCCUAUUGUCCAGCAAGUGCCCAUCGUGCAACAGGUGCCCGUCAUCCAACAACAGCCGCAGGCUCUGGGACUAGUAGGAGGAGGUGGAUUUGCUGGCGGCGGAAUUGGAGGAGGUGCUGGUUUCGGGCACUACAAGGAGAGCUAUCGAGUGCGAGCGAGGGGAUUUGGCGGUGGAUACCGCGCCCGGUACGACAAGAAGUUCGGUGGAGGAUUUGCAGGAUUUGGAGCUGCUGCGGGAGCUGGAGGUGGUUUGCUGGGAUAAUGUUUACCAAAUAAUGUAGUUAAAUUAC